Messenger RNA from Manduca sexta (tobacco hornworm), 2725 nucleotides. It is a transcript of the gene Bem46, whose product is annotated as protein ABHD13. The record is from RefSeq and is a predicted model, not a curated record. The transcript has 5 exons. Gene Ontology annotation, cellular component: membrane. The coding region runs from base 157 to 1173 and encodes 338 amino acids. Gene Ontology annotation, molecular function: palmitoyl-(protein) hydrolase activity. Lineage: Eukaryota; Metazoa; Arthropoda; Insecta; Lepidoptera; Sphingidae.
ACUGGCAAUCGGUACGAACUACGAAAGGCUAAGAAAAAUGUCACAAAAUUUUAAACAAGUCUGAAACAACUUCUAGACUUUGUUUGGUAAAUGAAAAUUAUUUAAAAUAUGACGCGACUAAUAUGUUCAAUACGUAUUUAAACCGAAUAUACAAAAAUGUUUCAGAUUCUCAGGCUAAUAUUGUAUAGACUUUGGGUUGUGUCUGCUUUGACAUUGUUUUCUAGUCUUUUAGUGUUUUGGUAUUAUGGAUUUUUCACAGCGUUUGCUAUUUUUAUAGUGGGAAUGUCGGGUAUAUUGUACAAUGCCCAAGACUUGCUGCUGUACUACCCGAACGAUCCGCCCGACUCGCGCGUAUUUGUGCUGCAACCGAGUAACUACAAGCUUCCGUACGAGAGCAUCAAGAUAAACAACAGUGAUGGCGUCAAAAUUCACAUGUUUUUCAUCAAACAGGCGUCCAACAGCAGCCACAUACCCACUAUGAUAUUCUUUCAUGGUAAUGCUGGGAAUAUGGGACAGAGAUUGACAAAUGUUUCCGGAUUUUAUCACAAAUUAAAUAUCAACAUUCUCAUGGUGGAGUAUCGUGGAUAUGGAUUAUCAGAGGGGACACCUUCUGAAAAAGGCCUCUAUAAUGACGCCCAAUCAGCACUUGACUAUCUCCUGCAGAGGAAUGACAUAGAUCCCACGAAAAUUAUAGUGUUUGGAAGAUCUUUAGGAGGCGCUAUCGCGAUUGAUUUAGCAUCAAGAAUAGAGUAUAGAAAUAAAAUCUGGGCUUUGGUUGUGGAGAAUACUUUUACAAGUAUACCUGAAAUGGCACAAAUUAUCCUCAAAUGGAAAUGUUUACAAUGGCUACCACAAUUUUGUCAUAAAAAUAAGUAUUUAUCAGUGAAGAAAAUUGUCCAUGUGUUAACACCAACGCUGGUGAUAUGUGGUUCCAAUGAUGCACUGGUGCCACCAUCCAUGGGUCAAGAACUGUAUGUGAUAAGUGGAGCUGUGUGCAAGAAGCUUGUUAUAAUACCAGGCGGGGGGCACGAUGACACAUGGACCUGCAGGGAGUAUUACCCAGCCAUACAACAAUUCUUAGUAAAUGUCCCUCCAAUGCCUGAUGAAAUAGGCCCUUACUUUGAUGAUAGCCAGGAUAAAACAAUUAGACGUAGUAUAGUACAUACGGUGUAGUACUAUAUGUCCUUUUAUGAUAAAUUAUGUAAUGUUCAUUUCAAAUAUUUUAUAUAGAUAUAAAAUAUUUUAAUAUACAGUCGAAUCCGUUUAUAAUGACAUCGAAAGGAAUUGACAAACACGUCAUAAUAAGCGGACGUCAUACAAAGCGUUUUGUGAAAAAAAUACAUUUUUAUGUAAAUAGUAUGCAUGUAUUUAAGUACUUUAAUAAAGAAACAUAGUAACUUAUAAAAUAAAAAUUGCACGUAAUAAGUACAUACCUAUGUAUGUAUGUAUGUACAUAAAAGUUAUAUUUUUUAAUGUAAGUAAUCUGUAAUUUUUGUCUGCUUUUGUUUUUUUAUUUUUAUUGUAAAAACAGUCUCUAAUACUAUUGUGUAUAGAAGACAUCGCUAUGUCAAUUACUCACUGAGAUUGAAAACAAAAACGAGCCACGUGCCGAACGUCGUCGGGAAUCAAGGAACAUUACUGAAGGCGUAAAGAAUCAUGUCGGUCAUUAUAACCGGACAUAAUUUAUUAAAAAGGGUCACAAUAAGCGACAUGUCACUGUAAGGGAAGUCAUUAUAUACGACUUUUUUAUAAAGAAUCUUAUAUGAAAACCAAACUUCGUAGUGUAAUUACGUCAUAAUAAGAGGUUGGUCAAUAUAGGCAGAGUCAUAAUAAACGGAUUAUACUGUAUUUUUAAAUUUCUGUGAAGCAAUAAUGUGAAUACAUUUAAGUAUUAGCAUGUUGUGAGACUGCAUUUAUGGAUGUAUUGAUAAAUUAAUUUAGGUACAUUGUAUCAAAUUGGUAAAAUGUUUUAAUUUAGAAGUUAUUUUUAGUGGUUAAAAGUCUAGCAAGGUUAUGGACAAAGGCUAAUUGGUCAUUUGGCUCACGAAGCGCCUCGUAGUUCGAUGCCAAAUAUUCUAUCAUGUUUUCAGCCUUUUCUGGAAGGAAUUAUACCCAUCCAGUGCCUGUGUCACCAUGUCAGCAUUGAUAACAUCUAAUAAGCUUUAAAUAAUCUAAAUUCUAGCCAUGCUGUAUAUUACAAUGCAUAUUAACUACCUGUGAGUGAAACUAUCUACAUUAAAGAUUGCCACAUAAACAUAUUGAAUGGUUUGGUUAAUCUGCUUAUCUCUGAAAUAAGAAAUUGGUAGUGAUUAGUUACUAUUAUUUACAUAACUUCUUUCUGAUAACUGAGAAAGGUCCUUAACAUUGUAUAAUUUAUUGUUAGACUGUUUUGCAAUGUGAAAUUGAUUUGAAGCAUCUCUAAGAGCUUAUUAAAAUUGUCAUAUGAAAACUUAUAUGAAACUCGAGGGGAGGGGCUGAGUAACCAGUUUGCUGUCUGCUUGUAUAAUAAUGACCUGUACAUGUAUAUUUUAUUGCAAUAACUAGUUAUAGGCGCAAAAUCUUAACUUGUACCUUGUAGUAAAAUCAUAUGUGCAUGGUUAAGAUAAUGUAAUUGGUACCUAUCAAAUUUGUAAGUAGACCUAACACUUCGAAUGUUUCGGUGUAUAAAAUAAUUCAAAUAUUUUUUGUGACUUUUAGAAAUAAACUUUUAUUUUUUCGUAUAUUA